CGAGAGAGAUUCGGGGGGGGCUGGACUUGCUUAUAAUACUUAUACCGAUGAAACGUUUUUCCGUGUUUAUUCGCCACUUGUCUAUUAUUUUUUUGUUUUCUUCGUUUGUGCUAGGCUAGAAAAUUAUAUGAUACCUGUUAGAAAUUUGGAACUUCGGUUAAAAAGAGAUAUAAAAGAAGGAAAAAAAAUUAAGAAAAAAGGAAGUUAUAACCUGGUUAAAAAGAAGUCCCAUACGCGUAUACCCCAGAAUCCAUGCCAUGCUUAUUUUGAUAUAAUAAAAGAUUUUUCAGUAGGGCUACAAAUUUUUUAAAUCGGGUAAAUAAAAAUAUUAGUAUCUACGAAAUCGGCGUACUACGAGGAAGCUGCGAACAUUCCAAUAUUUAAAGCUCGACAGCUGGCCAGUAAUGUCCGUACCUUCGUCGUCAUCGUCGUCCUCAUCGUCGUCCAAAGGGAUCGAAGGAGAAAAACCAGGUGGUACUAGUCCCAGUCCUGUUGAAGGUGUCGAAGUCGGAAUUGCAGGUCCAAGUACUUUGGAACAUCCCGUUUGUCCUUUACCCCAAGACGGUGAAUCCGAAGAUUAUGGAAACGAAGCAGAUGAGGAAGAAGACGAAGAAGAAGAAGAAGACAGUAGUGAAGAGGAAAGCGAGAUUAGUGAUAAUGGGCUCUACUGCGAUGCGGAGUGUGAGGAAGAAGUUGAGAACGAAGAUUGCAGACCCGCCGAGUCAGAACAGUCACAAGCUCCUGUGGAACAACGUGUUCAGAGUCCCAUUUUGCACACUUGCGUACCCCUUAAUGUUGUACAGCCUCAAAGAAAAAGGAAGUGCGAAGCAGAGCCUAGUUUACCUUGCAAGAAACUCAAUUCUGAGGACAAAAAUCAUACCUUAAUUGUUAAAAAGUUGGAGGAGAAAUUGAAACAUGUGAGGUUCGUAAUCCCCACGAGAGACAAUCCUCCACCAGAAAUGAGCAGUUGGCUUCUCCAGUUUCAGAGGUGGUCAAAUGCAGAGAGAAUGUUGGCGAUAGACGAACUAAUCGAGAGAUGUGAACCGACCCAAGUGCGUCACAUGAUGCAAGUAAUAGAGCCUCAAUUUCAACGAGAUUUUAUAUCUUUAUUACCAAAAGAACUGGCCUUAUCAGUUUUGGCAUUUCUCGAACCCCGGGAUUUAUUGAGAGCAGCUCAGACCUGUAGAAAUUGGCGUUUUCUCGUCGACGAUAAUCUUCUUUGGAAAGAAAAAUGUCGUGUUGCUGGUAUCGACGGUCUCAAAGAUUUUUCAAUAAAUAAACGAAAAAAUUGUCGAACUCAUUCCGGCAACUGUGGAUCACCUUGGAAACAAGCUUAUAUGAGACAGCAUAAUAUCAAAAUGAAUUGGAGAACUCAACCCAUUAGACCACCCAAAGUAUUAAAGGGUCACGACGAUCAUGUUAUUACGUGUUUACAGUUCUCCGGUAAUAGAAUAGUCAGUGGCUCCGAUGAUAAUACGCUUAAGGUGUGGUCGGCAGUUACAGGAAAGUGCUUGCGGACUCUGGUUGGUCACACGGGAGGUGUUUGGUCGUCCCAAAUGUCGGGUACGACAGUAAUAAGUGGAAGUACAGACCGUACGUUAAAAGUAUGGAACGCUGAGACGGGACAGUGCAUUCAUACGCUUUAUGGUCAUACGUCGACCGUAAGAUGUAUGCACCUGCAUGGGAACAAAGUAGUUAGCGGUAGCAGGGACGCUACGUUGAGAGUUUGGCAAGUAGACACGGGAGAGUGUCUACACGUUCUCGUUGGACAUUUGGCAGCUGUAAGAUGCGUGCAAUACGAUGGAAAAUUAGUUGUUAGCGGAGCCUAUGAUUUUAUGGUUAAGGUAUGGAACCCCGAACGCGAGGAAUGCCUUCACACACUUCAAGGACACACAAAUCGUGUUUAUUCUCUACAGUUCGAUGGUGUUCACGUGGUGAGUGGUUCACUUGACACGAGUAUAAGGGUAUGGGAAGUCGAGACCGGUGCCUGCAGGCACACUCUUAUGGGACAUCAGUCUCUUACUUCCGGUAUGGAACUUCGUAAUAAUAUUUUAGUAUCGGGUAAUGCUGAUUCGACAGUCAAAGUUUGGGACAUCGUCAGCGGUCACUGCCUACAAACACUUUCCGGCCCUAACAAGCAUCAGUCAGCCGUAACUUGCCUACAAUUUAACAGUCAUUUCGUCAUAACGUCCUCGGACGACGGUACCGUUAAGCUCUGGGACGUCAAAACAGGUGAUUUUAUAAGGAAUCUCGUAGCACUUGAAAGUGGUGGAAGCGGCGGCGUAGUUUGGAGGAUCCGCGCGAGCGAUACGAAGCUCGUUUGUGCGGUAGGAAGUCGCAAUGGCACCGAGGAAACGAAGCUUCUCGUGCUCGACUUUGAUGUUGAGGUGAAAUAGUCCAAUUCCUCGUGGUCGUUGUCGUCGUCGUGCCUCGGACAGCUCCGCUAUGUGACUUCUGUACAUAUUUUCAUUAGGUAGCGUAACCAAUCUACUGUACAAUGUUUCAUGUAUUACAUGGUCCGAUUGUGAUAAGACUGCGCGCGAACGAAUGCUUAGUAAUCAAGAUGGGUUGGGAGGGAUGAUUCAUUAAAAAAAAAAAAAGGAAACAAAAUGAAUGAAAAAUCGUGAAAAAAAGAACAAAAUGUAUGAGGAAAGAUACAAAGGAUAAUGAUUUCAAAAAGAAGCGCAGAUACAACGAUCGAAUGGUCGUUCGUUCGACGACGGAGCCAUGGGCAAUUAUUUUCGCCAACUAAGACUGAAAUCGACGUUUAAAAUAAGCCAUUUUUUUUAAUCUUCCUUAAACUUUUUUUAUGACACAAGAAAAACUUGAUAUUUUCCACAGUCAGGUUAUUAAGAGUGAAUGUAACAAAUUUUUUUCUUCGGCUUCAUUCUUGUAAUACGAGUUGCAUACGUAGCAGCGAGUCAAACGUGGAAUAGAAAAAUCAAGGAUUUUUCACACAUACGUUUACAGCUAAAUUUUGUGUUUUUGUUUUUCGAAUUUAAGUACAAUUCGAAACUUAGACUAUACUAAACUCAAUUGAUCGUGUCAAAAUUUAAAUUCGAUAUAAUAGCCAAAUAAUUGCCAACGAAUCAUUUCAACGAACAGUUAUUCAACAAAAUACUCAAUCAUUUUUUCAAUCACAAGAAAAUCAGGAAAAUUUCUUUUAAAAACCUUUCGGAAUCAAGGAUUCUUUCCAAUUUUUGAUUUAAUAAUUUUACAACUGCCCUGAUAAUAAGUCAUUGAAUGUUGGUUGUACAUAAAACAAAAAAACUGAAGUGAAAUACACAGUUGCUAACGUUUAUGUAAAGAAUCCUGAAACAGUCGUCGAUUUCGGAUCUCGUUGACGACGAUAAUCCAUUGGAAAAAAAUUGGAUGUACCUACCGCCGUGUACAAACAAAAGAAAAAAAAAACAAAAAAAAGAGAUUCAAAAGACUCGAUACAAUACUAUGAAGAAUAAGGAGCUUAUACUAUUAACUAUAUAUUGUUUUAUUUUAUAUUAAUAUUAUUAUGAUUUUUCAAUUAGUACGGAAUUACUUUUCUGUUAUGUUCGAUUUGAAAAUGCGGUAUCGUUACUCGUUGGUAGUUUUAUAUUACGGGAUAAUCACGAUCGACACUCGUUCUUCCUCGUUGGCAUUUUGUUUUCAUUUUCGUCGUUUUUUUCACACUUUAUAUGACGACUUAUGUGGGCCGAUCGUUCUUCGCGCACAGAUGUUCGCGGAAAAAAAAAAACAGUUGCAAUCGGUGUUGUUCCUUUUAUCAUUAUUCUUAAUAUUACUACUAUUAUGAUUAUUAUUAUUAAUCGUCAACGUGCCGUUAUGCAACUUAUCGGACAGCGGGAAGAACACAAAACAAAUACGAAAAAAAAAAGAAAAGAAAGUUGUCUCGAUAACCGCGAAACACUUGAC
Molecule: messenger RNA, 3906 nt
Organism: Venturia canescens
Lineage: Eukaryota; Metazoa; Arthropoda; Insecta; Hymenoptera; Ichneumonidae
Gene: ago
Product: archipelago
Exons: 8
Coding region: 405-2396 (663 amino acids)
Molecular function (GO): protein binding
Source: RefSeq, a predicted model, not a curated record